This is a messenger RNA of Cuscuta epithymum, 1002 nucleotides long. The record is from the annotation of a GenBank genome assembly. Lineage: Eukaryota; Viridiplantae; Streptophyta; Magnoliopsida; Solanales; Convolvulaceae.
UAAGAUUAUAUACUAAGAGGCAAUUAAGGUUAGGCGGCAUAGUUCUUUCUCCGUCUAUCUCCCUCUUAAGCUUCUUAGUCUAACUUCCUCCAACGGCACGCCGCUUACAACGUUAGAAGAGAGUAAUCUUGUAUACUCAUGGCUAUUAUUUCCCUUCCAUAGAUCAUAGAUGGGAUGUGGAUUCACGCUCAUACUUAUAAAAAUCUGAUAUCGGAGUUUCAACACUUGGUAUAAGAGAGAGUGGUGCAAACCUUCCGCUAAAGUGAAAUUAUUUGAAUCUAUGCUGUUUUUGGAGGGUCGGUUCACAUGUCAUCUUCUUCGUACCUGGUACUGGCCGGAAUUAUUGGACACACAAGAUUUGGAUGGGUUCAUGGGUCAACCAAAUUUUGGCAGGUCAGACUCGAAUGCUGAUUUUGUGGCUGAUUUGCAUACUCCGAAAUUUCUCAACAAAAUACGUGCAUCAGGAGUUCCAAACCAUGAGUUAACCCGAAAGGUUGGCACUCCGAUAAUGCUUUUAAGGAAUAUUGAUCAUUCGAUGGGACUUUGCAAUGGGACGAGGUUAAUUGCUACACGACUUGGAAAUCACAUCUUAGGGGCAAAAAUUAUGGGCGGAAAAUAUGUCGGGCAUGAAGUUGUAAUUCCGAGGUUAAGCUUAACUCCUUCAGAUCACGUUCAAGUUUCAGAGAAGACAACUUUCAGUAAUGACCUCUUAUGCGAUGACUAUAAAUAAGAGUCAGGGACAAUCUUUGUCCAAUGUUGGACUUUUAUUGAAAAAGUCAGUUUUCACGCAUGGUCAGCUGUAUGUUGCAGUGUCAAUGGUAACAAAUCCUAAAGGUUUGAAGAUAUGGAUAUAUAUGCGAUGAAGAUGGUCAACCAACUGACCAUACCACCAAUGUAGUUUAUAAGGAAGUUUUUCGCAAUGUGUAGGCUGUGAAACUCUAUUUAACGUUUACAUUUUUCUGCUUAUUCCCAAUCAUACUUACUACCUAUCUCUGCUUUUCC